AUGGUCAACUGCAGCGGAAAUCGCUUUACGUUGAAUUUGUUGUGCGGCACUGCUACACAGCCUAGUAUUGAAGCGGACUGGUGUACAGCUUGGCUUUGAUAUUCAAAAGCCGGCAUUUUCAUGACAUCACCUCCGAGGGCAGUUCUGCGCAGCAUUUCUGAAGGAAAACCUUUGCGUGGACACUUGGAGGAACAGCUUCAUGGCUCAGUUUGUGCUGUAGGGGACCAGAAACGGAGUUCAUUCCCAAAGCUGUGAUAAAGUGACACAGAAACAUUAACAUAACAAGGAGAAAGUGAAGAAUUUGGACAUCAUGCUGGGCAGUGAGAAUAAGGCAGUAACUGAGCAAAAGAAUGGCGCCAAGGUGGUUCAGUCAAAGGCACAAGAAACAUUAAAAACUCUGGGGCUUCAGGACAAUGAGGAUAUUUGCCUGAUGACACGAGGCUCCAAAAUGAUUAAGGUGCGAUCAUCACGCUGGCAGAAGAGCCGGCACUUUUGCCUGCUGGACGAUGGGCUGACUGUGUGGUGCGAGUCGAGCAAGAUCUCAAGCAGAGCCAAGGAACGGCAGAGCUUCUCAGUGGCAGAUGUGGAGUGUGUGCGCGAGGGCUGCCAGUCAGAGGUACUGCGAAGGCUGGGGGUGUCCCUGCCGGAGGGCCAGUGCUUCACUGUGGUCUUCAAAGGGGUCCGCAAGAGCCUGGACCUAUGCUGCUCCACUGAGGAGGAGGCUCAGAGUUGGAUCCAUGGGAUCCGCACCCUCCAGGACAGGCUGAACAACAUGACCCAGAAGGAGAAACUGGAUAACUGGAUCCGAGGCUACCUGAGGAAAGCAGAUCAGAACCAGGAUGGGAAGAUGAGCUACGAUGAAGUGCAGCGCCUGCUGCAGAUGGUCAACAUCGAUCUGAAUGAGCAGUACGCCUGCUCCCUCUUCAAGAAGUGUGACCACUCUGCUGAUGGACGCCUUGACUAUGCUGAGACCGAAGAGUUCUGCCGGGAGUUGCUGCGCCGGCCUGAGCUGGACCAAGUGUUCCUGCACUAUUCCAGCAAUGGCUGUGUGCUGUCUACUACCAAUCUGCAGGAGUUCCUGCGUGACCAGGGCGAGGAUGCCUCCCUCAUCCAUGCUCAGAGCCUCAUCCUGACCUAUGAGCUGAAUGAGUGGGCUCAGAAGAACCAGUUCAUGACCCCGAAUGGCUUUACGCUAUACAUGCUGUCUUGUGAGAACGACGUGUUCAACCGAGACCAUUCACAAGUGUACCAGGACAUGACACAGCCACUGGUUCACUACUUCAUCUCUUCCUCUCACAAUACCUACCUCACCAAGGACCAGGUGACCAGUGCCAGCAGCACAGAGCCCUACAUCAGAGCUCUGAACCAGGGAUGCCGGUGUGUGGAGCUGGACUGCUGGGAUGGUGACAGUGGUGAGCCUGUUAUCUACCAUGGACACACCCUCACAUCCAAGGUGACCUUCCGGGAAGUCAUUGAGACCAUUGCAGAAUAUGCCUUCAAGGCCUCCCCGUACCCCCUGGUACUAUCCCUGGAGAACCACUGCACAGUAGAGCAGCAGGCAGUGAUGGCCAAGCACCUCUGCACCAUCCUAGGGGACAAGCUGCUUAGCAAGCCCCUUAAUGACAAGCUCCUCUCCAGCCUACCUUCGCCAGAGGACCUGAAGUGGAGGAUCCUGAUAAAGGGAAAGAAAGAGAGUGUCAAGGCAGAGAAGACAGACAGCUCCUCCAGCUUAAGUUCCAGCUCUGAGGAUGAGGCAACAGCUGGGUGCAGGGGCAAAGAGAAAAAGGAUACCGCCAAGGCUCUGAUGUCCAAAAUUAGCCUUGAACUCUCAGACUUGGUGGUGUACUGCCGAAGCGUACCCUUCCGUGGGUUCGGCCAGGCUGCCAAAAAGCCACCCAGUGAAAUAGCUUCCUUUUCUGAGAGUGAGGCCCUCAGACAUGUGAAGGAGGCAGGAAAAUGGUUUAUUCGAUACAAUAGCAGGAACCUCAGCAGGAUCUACCCCUCAGGACAACGACUACAGUCCUCCAACUACAACCCGCAGGAGAUGUGGAAUGCUGGUUGUCAGAUGGUGGCACUCAACUUUCAAACUCCUGGUGAGCAGAUGGACUUGAACCAGGGCCGCUUCCUCCCCAAUGGCCGCUGUGGCUACAUACUAAAACCAACCUUCCUGCGGGACCCCAACUCUGAUUUCAACCUGGAGAACACAUGUGCUGGUCCAGGACACUGUCCCACCAUGCUGACUAUCAGGGUGAUCUCAGCCCAACAGCUACCCAAAAUAGACGCGGACAAGCAGCACUCAAUUGUGGACCCGAUGGUGUGGGUGGAGAUCCAUGGUGUAGCCAUUGAUAAUGCUCGUGAGAAAACACACUACAUUGACAACAACGGCUUCAAUCCCCAAUGGAAUUGCACCCUCAACUUCCAGCUCCAAGUGCCAGAGCUGGCUUUGGUCCGCUUCCUGGUGGAGGACCAUGACUAUGCCACCAGGAAUGACUUUUUGGGCCAGUUUACGUUGCCUUUCCCUAGCAUGCGUACAGGCUACCGACAUGUCCACUUGCUGAAGGCUGACGGAUCCAGUCUGUCCCCUGCCUCUCUGUUCAUUCAUGUCAGUGUGUAUCGCAAAGGUAGCCCUGUCAAGUCAUCUUCUCCUCGUCGGCUGUGAUCCUCUGAUGUGACUCUGAAGUUGGUUACAGUGCUUCCACUGACCACCUUGAAGAUGGCAUCAGGAAAUCUGCUUCCUGCAGAGCAUGACACAUUCAGUAUCUGCUCCCUCACUUAAUUAGGGUUUUUCAGGAAUUGGGCCAUGAGUUUAAGCUUGUCUCUACAAAACCAUUUUAGUUAAAAUUAACAUACUUUUAGGAGGACAACAUUUGUUAAUUUGAAGUUCUUAUAUUUAUAAGGGUAACUGUUUGAAAAAUCCUUUGAAAGGUAAAAUAUUUAACUUAUGAAGAUUCUCUGCCUCUCUGUCCUAUAUACCGUGUAUGCUGUCAUAUAUACUGUAUAUGACAUUGCCAAGGUGUUUCGGUCUAUUUGAAUAUAUUCAUUCAUUUUUUAACACAUCGUACAUUUCUAAUUUAAACAAGAUGGCUGUGCCUCAGUUCCUGUAGGCCUGUUGCCUGCAGGGGGAACCGUGGAGGUCCAGUGCAUUGUGGAUCGGCAGCAGUCAUAGACAGAGACCUUGUUGGACCAAUCCCGAGCUACUGAAUCUGGUUUAAGGAGAUGGAAUGUGACCUCUCUGGUGGGAAUGGAGCCUGAGCUGGUGCAGGAAGUAGAGAGAUACUGUUCAGAUAGAGUUGGACUCACCUCAACACACAGCGUGGACUCUAGAAACAAACUCCAGGAGAGGGGAUUGGCUCUAUUCUAUUCUAGUUGAGAGGGUCUGGGUAUACUUGUAGCACCCCAGUUCAGCACUUGUAUGUUGGAGUUCAAUCCAGUGAAUGAGAGGGUCGCCUUCCCUUGACUUUGAGUCGGGGGACAGGCUCUGACUGCUUAUGCACCAAAGAUCAGUUCAGAGUAUCUGGCCUUCUUGGAGACCUUGGAAGGGGUGGUGGAAGGUGCCCCCUCUGGUGACUCCAUUGUUCUACUGGGGGAGUUUUAUGCUCAUGUAUUUAAUGGGAGUGAAACGUGGAAGGGUGUGACUGAGAGGAAUGGCCUGCAUGAUCUAAACCUGAGUCAUGCUCUGGUGUUGAACACAGUUUGUUCAUUAUGAACAGGGUGUUCAUAAGUGCACCUGACACAAGAAUGGAUGAGUUACUACCACAGGUGGAAGAGUUUAAGUAUCUUGGGGUCUUGUACAUGAGCAAGAGAAGAAGGGAGCAGGAGGUUGACAGGUGGAUCGAUACAGUUAGGUGGACUUUGUACCAGUCUGUCAUGGUGAAGAGAGAGCUGAGCCAAAAGGUGAACUAAUUGAUUUACCGCUCGAUCUACAUUCCUACUUCCACAUAUGGUCACGAGCUUUGAGUAGUGACUGAAAAGAAUGAGAUCAUGGAUACUAGUGACGGAAAUGAGUUUCCUUCACUGUGUGUCUGGGCUCGGCUGUAGAGAUUGAGAGGAGUGUGGACAUUCAGGCGUUGAAUGCCUCCUGCUCUUCCUCAUUGAAAGGAGCCAUUUGAAGUGGUUUCUGCAUCUGUCUAGGAUGCCUCCUGGAUGCCUCUCUUUGGGCAGGUUCUCUGAGUCAGAGGUAUUCUCCCAGUGGAGCUGGAGGAGGUAGCUGGGGAGAGGGAGGUCUCACCAUCUCUGCUCAGACUGCUGCCCUUGUAACCCAGCCAUGGAUAAGCAGCAGAUAUUGGAUGGGAGGGUGGAUGGAUCCAUUCUGCUUCUUUCUGAGGUGCUGAUUCAGGGACAAGAAAACUGGAAAACACAGUUCCUUUAUUCAUUUGUAGGGUUUCUUUUAUUCCUGCCUCAAAUUUGUCGCGAUUGAUUACUGUGAUGUUUUUUUUUUUUUGUUCAAAAAUAUUUUGUAAUAUCAUUUAACCAUGUGUUAAAACAAUCUAAUUCAAAGUUUUUAUGGGCAUUAUACAGAGAUAUUCUUUAAGAUGAUUUAAAAUGUAUGUAAUUGUUUUUGCUUUGGUACAAUGUAUAAUAUUCUCCGUGACAUGAUUCUCACCAUGACAUUUAUGUUAGACUCUGUGGUGUUGAUCUGUAGAUGUACUUCUGUCAGAACUAUUAGUGUUAAAUGUAUAUGUAGUUUGUUUAUACAUUGUUCUACAUCAUGUGCAGUAAUAGGUGAUAAAGUCAACAUUUUGAUAGAUUAUAAACAUGACUAAAAUAAUUUCAAGGUUAGAUUUAUUAUUCUGAAAACAGGUCUUUUCACCCAUUCCACCCCUAUUUUAAACCCAAAGGUGUCAGGUUCUUAGAUUUGUGGAAUUUUUCAGGCAGGCCAAAGAUUUUGUUAGAUUAUGCCUGAAACAAGCAUAUUCCAUAACAAUUCCAUAACAAUAACAGUGCCCUGGGAACUGAGUGUGCUACUUAUUUUCUAAUUUUUUCAUAUUACUA
Messenger RNA from Brienomyrus brachyistius, 4992 nucleotides. RefSeq names its product 1-phosphatidylinositol 4,5-bisphosphate phosphodiesterase delta-3-A-like. The transcript is spliced from 15 exons. Gene Ontology annotation, biological process: intracellular signal transduction; lipid metabolic process. Bases 311 to 2659 code for a protein of 782 amino acids. Gene Ontology annotation, molecular function: calcium ion binding; phosphatidylinositol-4,5-bisphosphate phospholipase C activity. The record is from RefSeq and is a predicted model, not a curated record. NCBI's taxonomy places the organism in Eukaryota, Metazoa, Chordata, Actinopteri, Osteoglossiformes, Mormyridae.